This is a messenger RNA of Prorocentrum cordatum, 489 nucleotides long. The record is from the annotation of a GenBank genome assembly. Lineage: Eukaryota; Dinophyceae; Prorocentrales; Prorocentraceae.
AUGGAUAUACCGACAGAGGAUUAUCAGGUCGAGAGGAUCAAGUUCGACUAUCUUGAGGAAUAUCAAUCUUGGGAUCAGAAAAAUUUGCAGGCAUGGGAGGCUGCUUCGAACAAACGACAACGAGAAUACGAUAAGAAUUGGUUGGACAAAUACGGUUUGGACGGAGGAAUUCUUGAACAUAUGAUUCAUGUUGGUGGACUUGCAGCGAUUGAUACCGAGAUGACAAGUAUGAAUGAGACUCGAUCGAAACGUGCUCUAGGGCAAGAGAUUGAACAGGAGAGAAGUCUGCUGCUGGCGCAGGAGAAGGAUCCUUUCAAACAGAUGAUGAUGAAACGUGUUUGGAAAACGGAGGAUGCACACGAGGAUCUCAUUCAUGUCGUUCAAUCGACGAAGACCGACAUCAAACGAGUAGGUGACGCACUGCAGUCACAUGCGGAAGGGAUGGACACAACGGAUGCACGUACGGAUAAUAUUGGAAAAACAAGUUAA